Molecule: messenger RNA, 1185 nt
Organism: Solanum stenotomum
Lineage: Eukaryota; Viridiplantae; Streptophyta; Magnoliopsida; Solanales; Solanaceae
Product: late embryogenesis abundant protein ECP63-like
Exons: 3
Coding region: 1-1092 (363 amino acids)
Source: RefSeq, a predicted model, not a curated record
AUGGCUUCGAGACAAGAAGAUAAGAAAGAAAGAGCUGAAGCAGCUGCACGGAAAGCAGCCGAUGAACUUCAUGAUUUAAAUAAGGGCACGAAUGAGAAAGGUAGCAUGAUGCACGAAGAAACUCCAUUUGAUCAAGGGCAUGAUCAGAGAAGUAGUGGAGUAAUCGGAAAUAUAUUUAAGUCUGUUAAAGAGACUAUCACUGGGAAGGCUCAUGACACAUCCGAGACGACAUUAAGAGAAAGUGAGGAUGUCGCAGCACACAAGAUUCAUGGAGCUUCCGAGACUACGGAUCAAAAAGCUAGUGAGGCUGGACAAAAAUUGGGAGAGGAUUCUGCUGCAGAAAAGGAAAAACAAGCCGAAAAUUCCACAAUGGAAAAAAAAGCAACUGAAUACAAAGACUAUGCAAAGGAUUCGCUAAUAGGACAGUCGACUAAACUUAGAAAUAAAGGUGAGGAGACGAAAGAAGCUACCAUGAAAAAAGCCAAUGACUUGAAGGAUUAUGGUGCAGAAAAGGCAGGAGAGUACAAGGAUUCAGUAGUUGAUCAUAAAGCAAAGCAAAUGGAACACACAAUGAUGGAGAAAGCAGUCGAUAUAGCAGAGAAGGCUGAAGAGGGGAAGGAUACUACCUUUGGUAAGAUCUCUGAGCUAAAAGAUUCAGCUGCUGAUGCUGCAAGAAGAGCUGUUGGUUUCUUCACAGGGACAAAAGAAGAUGCCGCUGAUGCAGCACUGAGAAAUGAGGAACCAAAGGAACUAUAUGAAGAAACAGAGGACAAUGCAAGGAAAAUGAUGCAAGAACUUAAGCUCAGCGAAGAAGGAAUCCAGGAUGAGGCUCGACAGAGAGCUGAGGCAGAUAGAGAAACAGCAGCUGCUAGGGGAAGCGCAGCAAAAAAGAAUAUCUAUAGUGCAAUGGGGAAUCUAACAGGUUCCAUCAAGGAGAAGUUAACAAUGCCAAGUGACAUAGUAGAGGAGACGCGUGCAGCACGUGAGCUGGGUGGACCGAAGAGGGGUAUGAGGACGGAUGUUGAUGAGAGGAGUCCUGUUGCUCGAUCAGGUUUCGUUUUCACAACAGCAAAGGAUGACACAACUUCAUAGACAGAGAUUUUAGCUUGCAGAAUGUAAUUAAUGUCGACUUGUUCGUUUAUCUCUUGUACUUAGAACAAUAACAAUAAAGACUUACCGUACGGC